CUCCUCGAAGCUGCCCCAGGAAAAGUCUUGGGUACAUGCCGCUCCACUACCACUACCCCCCAGCUUGUCAAGCACGCAAGGGCCUAGGAUCCCCAGGGCACUACCCAACCUCCACUUGAGACUAGCCCAGCCACCCGACAGGGUCGGACUUGGUAAAGAAAAGCAAACAAAAUCGGCUGCCAUUGCCACAACUUGGGGAUGAUGUUCCUUUCUGCCUACCCCGUCCCGGACUUUUCAUUCUUAGGGUCCUCUCGCUCUCGGACCCAAUUCAUCUGCUUUGCAUCUGCUUUUCAUUCGAUUGGCAAAUCCAUUGUCCAUUGCUCCCGCCUCCAAAGUGGCUAUCGAUCUUGUGCUAGCCCGAGUCGAGAAAGAGCCCUGACGUCCGGUCAAUUGCCUUUUUUUUCUUAACUCAGACAUAACCACCCCACAUCCCGCCCGUGUGUCUUGAUUGUCUGUGAGACAGGCGCUGUUCUGCUUCCAGUCCAUCACUUGAGCCCGCCAGUCCUUUGUGCAGUACCACGGACCUUGUCUUGGCCUUGUCCAGCACCUGUCAAAGAUCAAGCUACCGCAUUAACGUUGUGGACGGCGCCGUUGCCACAACCCUUUCAGCACAUCGUCGUUUCUCUAUCGUGUCAAAAAAUAGUUCAGCUCAAUUUCGCCUCGACUGCGCAAGGCCGAUUGGCUCAGUUCAUCGCUUUACCUUUUCAGCUGAACAUCAGUCCUUCAGCAAAAAUAUCCGUCCCAACCGUACAUUUACAGGAAUCCCCAGGCCUCCCAUCGAUACGAACAACUCAGGGUCCAAUCAUGACGUCCAUAGCAAACUCCAACGGCGCUACGGCGACCUCGAAACGCUUUGAGCUCCCCGCGCUCGACUUCAAGUUUGCUCCUUUGACUGACGGCACCAACAUCCCACCACCUCUGCCGUCUCCAAUUGAAGAGACCCCGCCUGCUGUUGCUGCCGCUCGCGCCGAGACACCAGACACUUGCGCAACAAGCAACGGCACAGAAGACCAGAAGCAGGAGCAGCAGCAAACAUCAACCAGCAAGGCCGGCACGAAACGUCCCGCCGAGUCGCCUAUAUCGCCUGUGUCGCCUACCAACUCUGCUCGUCCCGGCAGCAUCCGUCGCCUCUUCAGCAGGAAUCUGCUCAGCCAGUCAUAUGCUGAGAGCGAGGCUGGAGAGCCAGAAAGCCCGGGCCUCAGGAGGCCGGCGAGCCAGGCGAGCUUUCUUACCGACAAGAGGCCGAAGCGAUCGAGCGGCUGGUUCAGGCGGUUAAGAGGUGGCAGCAGCGGCGAUAGCACGACCGACGCGGCCUCUUCGAAACGCGCAACCGUGGGGAGCUACGAGGACAUCGUCGGCACCAGGAAGACUAGCGGGCCGCCGCCGCCCAUGAUACCAGAGCUGAGCGACCUCGAGGCCAAGGUUGGCCUGGAAAAUGGUAGCAGUCUUGGGAAUGACAUGUUCAAACACAUCAACUAAGACUGGCAACCAUGACGAGGCGUUUUCCUUUUGGUUUUAUCACUUUGACAUGUUAGUUUUUUGAGUUUUUUUUGCAUUGCUACCUUGGAGUUUGUUUCUACAUACGAUGAUUAUUCGAUAUGGAAGGUUUGGGCUUCUUUUUUUUCGUUUGAAGAAUACGUUUAUUAUGACAAAUAAUUCUCUCCAUUAUUUGGCUUGCCCAGUUGCCCAGACUACUACCCCAUUUCUUCUCAUCACGAGCUGCUGUUGUUUUUGUUCUCUUCAACCCUUGUUUGUUUUUGUUUUUAUUCUUUUUUUGUCAAGACAACAGCGCAUGGAUGAGGCAUGAACUAUCUCUUCGUUUUUGCUAUUCCGUCAGCCAGGAUCAACCUUGGGAAACGGGAAAACGGACGAGUUGCCGCUUGGAUCGAGUCCUUGGUCACGCAAUUGAAACAAGGGAUUAUUGCGGCUGCACGACGGGAAGAUUUGGCAGAGGAGAAGAAGGGGAAACGCAAAGAUGGGAUGACAGGUUGGAGAGACGUGAAAACCGAGAUACCCCCUUGGCUUGCUUGCUUUUAUUUGAGCAGCAAACCGAUAAAAUCCGUUUAUUUUGUUUUCUGGUUGAUAUUGUUACCAACCGUACAUUUGUUUGCAAGAGUUUUCCUGAACAUUUGAUUUCUUUGGUCUUGGCCUUGGUACUCUACCCAAACAAGACAUAUUUGUUUCUUGACGAUAUUUGUUCCAUUUGUCUGCUUAAUAAAGUCUCUUUGCAACUGGUAUUUUUUGCUAUGGGCUCGACUGUUGUUUACCGGUAGAUACAAUCUGUGCCGGGUGCCGC
Molecule: messenger RNA, 2296 nt
Organism: Pyricularia oryzae 70-15
Lineage: Eukaryota; Fungi; Ascomycota; Sordariomycetes; Magnaporthales; Pyriculariaceae
Exons: 1
Coding region: 805-1479 (224 amino acids)
Source: RefSeq, a predicted model, not a curated record